This is a messenger RNA of Tarenaya hassleriana, 1506 nucleotides long. Its product is annotated as GDSL esterase/lipase At2g42990. The record is from RefSeq and is a predicted model, not a curated record. Gene Ontology annotation, molecular function: hydrolase activity, acting on ester bonds. Bases 142 to 1212 code for a protein of 356 amino acids. The transcript is spliced from 3 exons. Lineage: Eukaryota; Viridiplantae; Streptophyta; Magnoliopsida; Brassicales; Cleomaceae.
AAUUGAAAUGAAUCCAUAUUAUACAUAUCGUACGUACAUAUACAAGUAUCUACGCACGCGUACACGUGUAUAUAUACACUUACACACAUAUAUAUAUAAAUAUUAGCCCAGUGUAUCGCCGUCUACCUAAAACGAUUGGGUAUGGGGAUACAAUCACAUUCACCGACAAUAUGCAUAGUAAUAGCAAUAACUGUGUGGUUUCUUAUUACUACAGUUUCCAUCGCCGGAGCAAAAGUGCCGGCGAUCAUAGUAUUCGGCGACUCCACCGUGGAUUCCGGCAACAACAACUUCAUUCCGACCAUUGCCAGGGCCGACUUCGAACCCUACGGCCGCGAUUUCCCCGGCGGGGAACCUACCGGCCGCUUCUCCAACGGCCGUCUCUCCUCCGAUUUCAUCUCCGAAGCCUACGGUCUGAAGCCGACAGUUCCUGCUUAUCUCGACCCUUCCUACAAUAUCUCCGAUUUCUCCACCGGAGUCUGCUUCGCUUCCGCCGGCACCGGCUACGACAAUGCUACCGCCGACAUAUUAGGAGUGAUUCCACUGUGGAAAGAAAUCGAAUAUUACAAAGAAUACCAACACAAACUCGCGGACAACCUCGGCCGGAGAAAAGCUACGACGAUCAUCCGAGAAGCUCUGUACGUCGUCAGCAUCGGAACCAACGACUUCCUCGAGAACUACUUCACUUUGCCCGACAGGAGAUCUCAGUUCACCAUCCAACAGUACCAAGAUUUUCUUGUCGGAAUCGCAGAAGGGUUUUUAAGGAAACUGUACGGGCUGGGGGCUCGAAAGAUGUCGUUCACUGGGAUUUCUCCCAUGGGUUGUCUGCCAUUGGAAAGAGCCACGAACUUUGACGAACCGGAGAGCUGCGUGAAGAGCCUCAACGAUCUGGCGCUGGAAUUCAACGGGAGGUUGAAGAAACUGGUGGGGAAACUGAACAUGGAGCUUCGCGGCAUGAAGAUAUUCUUCGCUGAUCCGUACGAUAUUGUAUGGGAGCUUGUGAACAGACCCUCCGUUUUCGGACUGGAGGAGGCAGGAACUGCGUGUUGCGGGACAGGAACGUUCGAGAUGGGGUUUCUGUGCAGCCAUGACAAUCCCUUCACAUGUACUGAUGCCGACGCUUUUGUCUUCUGGGACGCUUUCCACCCGACUCAGAGAACUAAUCAGAUCGUCUCUGAUUACUUCCUCAGCCAUCUCAAGCUCUUGUUUCCUUGAUGCCCGUUUCCUGACAUCACACUCACUCUUUUUGGGAUGAGCUAGUAACGGUUUCUUGUUAUGCAAGAAAUCCAUAGAACCCUUUUUUAAGAUGAUGAUUUUUUGAGGAUUCUUUCUAUAAUUGCCAGCUAGAUUUUUUAGCAUAUGAAUGAAAAAUCAAAAUCAAUGACUACAAUGUAACUCGUACGCUUAUGAAAGUCAUGGAACCGUUAUAUAUAUAUAUAUAUUCAGCUGAAACCAUAACGGAGAAAAGAUUGUACAUAAAUAAAACAACAAAAUCAAUAUAUAGGAUUU